CAUUGUUUCCCAAAAGGCAGCCUGACUGCCUGUUAACAGGGGAAGUUUGAUAGGGUUGGGGGGUGGUUUACUCUCACCCACAGGGUUCCUGCUGUCAGGGUAUAUAAGAGGAAACCUCGGUGACACUGAAUGGACACAAAGGAAAUAUAGGUUUUAUCUAACUCUGGAGCUUUGUCUGAGAGGAAGUCUGUCAACAAAUGACCUGCUGCCCUUUUGUGCAAGAUGUCUCAAAGGAAGAUGCUGCAAACAUCCACAGGAGCCCUGCUUCUUCUCCUCCCCUGGUUUGGUGGCCUGGUCCUUGGGGAGAUCAGUGACGACUUCUCUCAGUGCCUCGACUUCUUCUAUAAUAGAACUCCACCGAGGGGCAUCAAUGCAACAGGAUACCAGCCAAUAUGCCAGCGCUACAAAAACCAGUACCACUUUGCCAGUUUGUAUCACCGUCAACAGCGUGUACCAUUGUACUCUGCGUACAUACUCGGCCCUGCAGAUGGCAAACGACCCAGAAAGACUUGGAUGUAUGAACCACAGUUGCCGUUUUCCCGUGCCAGCCCAGAGAUGCAACAGUUCCAUUACCCUGUGGACCAGAACGUGAUUGAGAGCCAGGCGGUGAUCGACGACUACAAGAACUCCACGUUCACCAAAGGCCAUCUCAACCCCAGCUUACACCAGAAGACAAAAGAGGACCGAGAGGCCACCUUCACCCUGACAAACAUUGUCCCUCAGCAGAAAGGCUCCAACUCAGGCCCCUGGAGUGAUCUGGAGAAUGAGGUGUUGAGAAGAUUCAAGGCCUUCUGCAACGGGUCUAUGUAUGUGAUCACCGGAGCCAUGCCUUAUGAGUCUGAAUACCACUGGAUCAAAAAUAGGGUGUCUGUUCCCGAGUACAUGUGGUCUGCCUACUGCUGCCCAUACUACAGAGCUGACCUUCAUGAGUCUGUGAAGCCCCUUUUCCCCACAUACGCUGCAGUGGGAAGAAAUGACCGCAACAGUGGAGAGGAGAUUGUGCCGGUUGAUGUCAAGGCGAAGGCCUCGGUGAGGGGUUAUGAUGUGAGGCAGAUGUCUUUAGAGACUCUGGAGGGCAUCCUGACACAAAGGCUGGCCAUGCCCAUCAGUCUGUUUCAUGGGCGGUGUCAGUAGCGAAGGUGAAAAGCUUAAGUUCCUUCUUGAAAUCAAAUAUUAACUGCUAUGGGUGUGCACUCAGUAAUCACCAUGUACAGCACAUCUUUUCAUGUUUAAUUCCUUAAUGAGUGUGUGAUUAAUCAGGACACAGAUAUGUUGCUGAAAACAUUUUUUUUAUAAUUAGAGUUUUGUAAAAUAAAUAGUUUUCCCCUCUUGUCAGUGUCAUCUUGUAACAUG
Molecule: messenger RNA, 1353 nt
Organism: Epinephelus lanceolatus (giant grouper)
Lineage: Eukaryota; Metazoa; Chordata; Actinopteri; Perciformes; Serranidae
Product: endonuclease domain-containing 1 protein-like
Molecular function (GO): hydrolase activity; metal ion binding; nucleic acid binding
Source: RefSeq, a predicted model, not a curated record